UAGUUAGUUUCUUGAAGUGGGUGUGUUGGGAAAUAAUGGAUUACAGCUUUCCGGCGAGCAACCCCAGCUCGUGUGGCUCCUCCUCCGGUGGCGACGGAGGAGAAACCAGAAAGGAGAAGAUGAAGAAGAACGGUGGCGGCGGCGGCAGCGGGAGCGGCGGAGGGAAAAGGAGCAAAGGCGUUAUGAAACUAUCAACCGACCCACAAAGCGUGGCGGCGCGAGAACGACGGCAUAGAAUCAGCGACCGGUUCAAGAUUUUGCAAAGCUUAGUCCCCGGCGGCAACAAAAUGGACACCGUCUCAAUGCUCGACGAAGCCAUUCAUUAUGUCAAGUUCUUAAAAACCCAGAUUUGGCUUCAUCAAACCAUGAUUAAUUUCGUUGAUUAUGAUGAUCCUUCUUCCUCCUCCGCCGCCGCCACCGCCGUCAACUGUCCGAAUUCCGGCAUCCCUGUCGGCGGUGACAUGAAUUUUGUGUUCCCUGAAAACGAGGUUGUUAAAAUGGAGGAGGCGUUCUUGCCUCAUCUCGAUCCCGACAAUAUCUAUUUCCCUUCCGGACAAGACCAAUUCAUGUGCUCUUCUUUUGAUGCUUACAUGAACUUCUAAUUUUUUUUUUUUUUAAUCUAUGAUUUGUACGUACUUAAUUAUGUUAAUUACUAUGUAUUUUGGAUAAUUAAUUACUAUGUACUUAAUUAUUAAUCA
Molecule: messenger RNA, 698 nt
Organism: Cucurbita pepo subsp. pepo (vegetable marrow)
Lineage: Eukaryota; Viridiplantae; Streptophyta; Magnoliopsida; Cucurbitales; Cucurbitaceae
Product: transcription factor bHLH140-like protein
Biological process (GO): regulation of DNA-templated transcription
Molecular function (GO): protein dimerization activity; DNA-binding transcription factor activity
Source: RefSeq, a predicted model, not a curated record